This is a messenger RNA of Bacillus rossius redtenbacheri, 3433 nucleotides long. Its product is annotated as inactive pancreatic lipase-related protein 1-like. Lineage: Eukaryota; Metazoa; Arthropoda; Insecta; Phasmatodea; Bacillidae. The coding region runs from base 292 to 1407 and encodes 371 amino acids. Gene Ontology annotation, biological process: lipid catabolic process. The record is from RefSeq and is a predicted model, not a curated record. Gene Ontology annotation, molecular function: lipase activity. The transcript is spliced from 8 exons.
GCUCGCGCCCAGACGACGACGACGACGACGAAGGUGCGACCUCGCGGCUCCCGUCACGUCGGCGAGACGACCGCCCUCUGGCCCGCUCCAAGGUCCGCCGCGACACGUGGCGCCGCCAGCAGCUCCCCUGCCGCUACCCGCCGCUACCCGCCGCUACCCGCCGCUACCCCUGCUUGUUCCUCGUCGCGCCUCGUCCGGACACCACCGCCAGGCUCCCAGCCGCCACGGAUAGCCAGCCGGCGCGCCACCGGCUGUGAUGAAGAGACGAGCCGCGCGCCGACUGGAGCCGAGAUGACGUCACGCCGACUGCGCUGCCUGCUCGUGUGCGCGCUCCUGGUGGCAGGGGCGAGCGCGCAGCAGGCUCGGCGACAGAGGCAGAACCCGCUGCAGCAGCGCCUGCAGAUGCAGAUGGAGGAGGAGAAGAGGAAGAGGCCCUCCUCCUUCAGGGACUUGUUCAACACCACGUCGUGCAUCGACCCGCCCUUCACCUGCCCGCACUACCGUAUACAGUUCUACCUGUACACCAGGAUCUCGCAGGACUCGCCGCAGCUGCUGGACGUGACGGACCAGGCGUCGCUGCACAACUCCUUCUUCGACGCGCGCAACCCCGUCAAGCUGGUCAUCCACGGCUUCGGCGGCGGCCGCGACCUCUCGCCGAGCACGGACAUGCGCCGAGCCUACUUCCAGUACGGCGAGUACAACGUGGUCGUGGCCGACUUCUCGACGCUGGUGAAGGAGCCCUGCCUGAGCCAGCUGGAGUGGUCGCCGCGCUUCUGCGCCGAGUGCAUCGCGCAGUUCGUGGACUACCUGGCGGCGCACCCGCGGGGCGUGCCCCCGGACCGGCUGCACCUGAUCGGCUACAGCAUGGGCGCGCACAUCGCCGGGCUGGUGGCAAACCACGUGACCGCUAGCGGCAAGCUGGGGCGCAUCACUGGUCUGGACCCGACCAUCUUCAUCUACAUGGGCAGCAACAGGUCGCGCGACCUGGACCCCAGCGACGCGCACUUCGUGGACGUGAUCCACACGGGGGCCGGAGUGCUGGGCCAGUGGGGGCCCAACGGCCACGCAGACUUCUACGUGAACGGCGGCACGAGCCAGCCCGGCUGCGCCAGCAUGUCGCUCUUCAAGACGCUGUCGUGCGACCACACCAAGGUGACGCCGUACUUCAUCGAGUCCAUCAACAGCAAGGCGGGCUUCUGGGCUUCGCCGUGCACCAGUCAGCUGCUGUACUUCCUGGGCUGGUGCACGCCCUCCGACCAGGACUACAUCCUGAUGGGCGAGCACGCUCCGCACACGGCUCGCGGGCUGUUCUACCUGAGCACGAACGCGAGGCGCCCUUACGCCAAAGGGUUCCCCGGGAAGAGGAAGCCCAGGAAGGGAGACGCGAGGAACCUGCAGCUGUCCUGAGGGCGGGUCCUGGCUUCGAGGACCCCCGGGAGCCCGCGCGCGCUCCAGUGAUGGACUCUCCCGCGGGAACAGAACUGCGCGGCUCUGGUCCACCGGCGCUACUGGACCACACACCCCCGGGUCUCAGAUCUUCGUCGGCACGGUCUCUCUGCGCGCUGCACGCGCCUCCAGUAACUUCUGUUCAACGAGUGAAACACACUGCCGGUAGGAAGAAACGACCGCAUAGCUAAGAUCAAAAAAAUAUAUAUAUACAAAAGACUCACACCACCUUUUGAAACUCCAGGAAAAAAAAAUAGAAACAGCCUUUUCACGGUGCCCGCUUAAAAAAAUACCACAACACGCAAGAGUGCACACACGUUCCCAACUUUGUGUCAAGUGAUGUCUUUCCGUGCAAACGCAAAGUGUAUCUAGACAGAUACCAUUUUUUUUUUCAGGUUUUCAUCAUUAUAUAUAACUAUAUAUAUAUUUUUUUACGAUAUUCAGUUUCUAGGAUUGGUGAAGUCCAACUUAAAUUUUUUUUACAAAUCACUAUCGCUACGACCCUGCGAUUUAGCGUCUCUUACUUAAAUAAUAAUUUCAGCAUGAACCAUUAUUUUAUACUUAAAAUUUUCUAACGGAAUAUAUUUCCCUAUUUUAACAUAAAAUUUAAGUUAUUUGGACAUAAAGUUCAGUACAGCAGCAUAAGAGUACCCGCAAAAGCUCCACACACAUAUGACCAGCAGGUAGCAUCGUCGACGGCUCGCGGCCAUGCUCUUCGUGUGAUUCGGUAGCACAUUACUGCAAAGUUGGAGGUCUUACGUCUUAAGUUUACUGUUCAUAACUUUGUGACCUAGAUACAAUAAAAUAGAUAAUUUACCAUUCUUAAGUGAAAUUAUAUGUAUAUUUUAAAAGAAAGUCCUGAACCAAAUUUCCAUUAGAUUUAAUUCAUAUUACAUUCCAUUAUGUCUAUUUCUUUUGUUUUUAUACCUGCUUCCCGUCACAUUCCUGUUUAGAAUUCAUUCUUACAAUAUUUCAAUAAUAGAAGGUAGGCUAAGUGUAACAUUUAAUGAAUUCGAAACACAUUUUCAUGUUUGUAUGUAACUUAUUUAUCGAAUAAACUAAAUUAUAAUAUCCCACAUGUUUUUUUAUACCUGCUAAGCAGUUUACAAUUAUUAUAUCUGUCAUAUCAAAAGUUAAUAUUAAUAUGGUACGUGUAUUAACGCAUAAUUUUAGUCAUCAUGUCUAAGUUCAUCUGUAAAAUAUGGUAUAAAAAUGAAAGUUACUAUUUAAUUACGGUAUAUAAUCUAUAUAUAUAAAAAUUUAGCUUCCGUAUGUAUUUGGCCGCAAAACUCGGAAAGUAUACGAUGGUUUGGAUUGAAAUUUUUACAGAACAUUGCAUAUUAACAGAAGAGUGUUUAUAUGAAAUAAAAGUUUGGGAAAAUCCACCGGAAAAGUCGGAAAAAAAAGUUUCUAUAACUAAAUAUCAUGGUCACCCAACUUAGUUGUGACCACGCUCGACGAUGCUGUACAAUAUUGUCGAAGUUCAAGCACAUCAGGCUACUCGACCAUUGUGCCUUGACGACUAUAACUUACACAAAUAUGUAUAUAUAUAUAUAUAUAUAUAUAUAUAUAUUUUUUUUUUCAAGAAAGAAUAAAAAAUUUUAUUUAAUUUGAAAGUAUAUUCUUUCGACUCUAUUGAUAAAAAUACGUUUAAAUUAAAAAAUACAUUUCGUACAAUACAUUUGAAAAUUAAAUAAUUCUUAUCUUAUAGCUUAUAUCUUAUAUAUUGCUAUUAUAAUUUGUUAUAAUCACGUACGUUGUUAUGAUAAUUGUUGAUAUAUCAAACCGGUUGUCAUAUCAACCCUGUUGUCAUAGCAAAAUGUGUUUGUUGAUUUUACCAACAAUAAUCUUUUAACACUUUUGUUUUGUUUUCUAAUAAGCCAAAUAUUGAUUAAGCACAAAAUGUGUCACUGUGACCAGUUUAUGUGUAUGGUAUCAUUUAUAAAUGUUUAAUUAAAGAAUGGAAUUGGUUGGAUUUCAUCUGUAA